Molecule: messenger RNA, 2328 nt
Organism: Pyrenophora tritici-repentis Pt-1C-BFP
Lineage: Eukaryota; Fungi; Ascomycota; Dothideomycetes; Pleosporales; Pleosporaceae
Biological process (GO): DNA-templated DNA replication; error-prone translesion synthesis
Cellular component (GO): epsilon DNA polymerase complex
Molecular function (GO): DNA binding
Source: RefSeq, a predicted model, not a curated record
AUGGCAACAGCAAGGCGACCAGAGAAGCCAUCGGUGCCCUCAGACCUCAUUCCAUCCUCAUCGCCGGCAUUCGGAACACCAGUCCAUCCCAUCAAUCCCCGCAGAACAGCCCCGAUCAAGGCCCCGCCUGCACUCAAACCCGCCGCAAAGUCGACUGUCCUCCCUAUUCUUCUUCCUCCAGCAACCCUACGGCCGCUAGCGUUUCGAACGUUCACCAAGAAGCAUAACCUCACCCUCACAUCUUCCGCUCUUCAAGCAUUAGCAACCUUCAUAGGGAAACACUGCGGCUCAGGAUGGCGAGAAGAAGGCUUAGCAGAGAAGGUCCUGGAGGAAAUUGCCAAAAGCUGGAAGAAAUGCGGCGGCCAGGUCAUUGUAGAGGGAGACAAUGAGACGCUCAAGGGUAUCCUCAAGACAUUGGAAGGGUCAAUGAGCGGUGGGAGAGUAGUCCAGGGCUCGAGUCUCGGCAGACAAAGCAGCUUCAACUUUGGGCCGGAUAUAUCAGGACAGAUGACUCGUCCGUCAAUAGACAGUAACACAAGUUUUGGCAUGUCGAAUCUGCAAGUGGAGGACAAGGAAGAAGAGGAAGAAGUAUCGAAAGAUCCUCGAGACUGGAUCAAGGUUAUCGGGGCUUUUGAGCAGCCGAAAUUAAUAUACAACUUCACCCAGAAGCAUUUUGAGAAAUCUGCUACGAAACCAUCACUAUUCCCUAAUCCCUCGCACAAGACUGAGCUGUUUCGCCAACGCUACCAUAUCGUACAUCAGCGCAUACUCAGAAAUGAGACAUUCCAAGCACCGACCUUCUCGACCGCUCGUUCAUCUACUUUGAAUCGUACUGGAUCGAUUGCGACGUCUCAAAUGAACUCAAUUACCCCAAUAGCCAAUCUGCUUGGCCGAACUGGAAGCACACAUUUGUUGUUAGGGAUGCUUACAGUGUCAGCGACUGGUGCUCUGUCACUUUCUGAUCUUACAGGUACAAUUACCCUUGAUAUCCAACACGCACGUCCUAUCCCGGAGAACGGCGCCUACUUCGCCCCGGGCAUGAUCGUCAUAGUCGAAGGCAGCUACGAGGAAGACAGUGGGACAACGUCAACCCUAGGAGGCAAUGGUGGUAUCGGCGGCACGAUAGGCGGCAAAUUUCUCGCUUUUUCAGUUGGUCACCCGCCAUGUGAACGACGUACAGCAACAUUAGGUGGUGCCGAAGAAGUAGACAAGAACAGCCUUGCUGGACCGGCAUUCGGUUGGACAGAUUUCUUAGGUGUAGGAUCACAACGUGCGACAGGAACUCGCAUGAACAAGAUAGCUGCGAAACUGCUCGACCCGGACCACGCACAUAACGUUGUCAUUGCAUCAGAUCUACAUCUCGACGUCCCUUCUACCCUCUCCGCUCUUCGAACUCUUCUACGAACAUACACCCCCGACCCAACAGACGCACAUCCCGUAUACCCCCUCGCCAUCAUCCUCAUGGGCAACUUCAGCUCAAAAGCCAGUCUCGCAGGCGUACCCGGCACAAGCAGCAUAGAAUACAAGGAACAUUUCGACGCCCUCGCCUCCGUCCUCGCAGACUUCCAACCCCUCAUCGCACACACAACACUCGUCCUUGUUCCUGGCGAUAACGACGCCUGGCCCAGUGCCUUCUCUGCCGGCGCCGCAACACCCUUACCCCGAAAGCAGAUCCCCACAAUGUUCACCUCGCGAAUCCGGAAAGUAGUCGCAGAAGCAAAUCGCGAGAUCUGGGGCGCAGGUAAAGCCAAAGGCAAAGAGGGUGAGGUGAUAUGGACAUCCAAUCCCUCCCGUCUCAGCUGGUUUGGCGUAAAAGGUGAAAUGGCAAUCAUACGAGACGACGUCGCCAGUCGUCUACAAAGAAACGCAAUCAGGUUUAAUAAACCGCCGCCCGAUGUCGACGACGAAAUGCCAUAUGCACCCAGCACGCAAGCGCAAGACGCAGCACAACAAGACGCCAUGGACCUCGACCUACCCCGACCUCCUCCAAAACCCCAACCCCAACAAGACCCAAUCGAUCCCGACACGCAGAUCGCCCGCGCCCUCACACGAACCAUUCUCUCACAAUCACAUCUCAGCCCAUAUCCCUUUUCAUCAAGACCGCUACAUUGGGAUUACGGUCAUGUGCUAAAUUUGUAUCCGCUGCCGACGUGUUUAGUGCUUGCAGAUAGUGGGGCGCCCAGUUUUGUGGUCAAGUAUUUUGGGUGUACGGUACUAAAUCCCGGAGCUAUUGAUGAGAGUGGGGGCCGCGGGAGGAGGGAUAGGAGGGCGAGGUGGGUGGAGUUUGAUGUUAGGGCUGGCACGGGGAGUGUAAGGUGUGAGGGAUAG